Molecule: messenger RNA, 387 nt
Organism: Camellia sinensis
Lineage: Eukaryota; Viridiplantae; Streptophyta; Magnoliopsida; Ericales; Theaceae
Source: RefSeq, a predicted model, not a curated record
AUGGAUAAGGGUAAACAACCCGCUCAAGGAGAUUGGGUGACAAUUGCUAGAAAAGCAAACUCCAAAGAAGAAAAAGUUUAUGUUGCGUUUGCAGGAAAACAACCUGGAAUUUACACAGAAUGGAAUGAUUGCAAAACACAAGUUUGUGAAUAUUCAGGAGCGAGCUAUAAAGCAUAUGAUAGCAUGACCAAAGCUAAAAAAGCUUUUUACAGUGCACCAGCUAUGCCUGUUUAUCAAAAGAAUUUUUGUCCAAUGAGAACUAACCCAGUUCCAACUAACAUUCAGAUAUCUAUACCAGAUGAAUCUGAAAUAAAAGAUUUUUUCAAUCCUGGUAUAUCCGAGAAAUUUAUACAGAACUCAAUGGAGUCUGGAAAACUCACAUUGUAG